AUGGUUAUAAAAAUGGCACAAUCUGCAGAACGAACUAAUUCUGAUUUAGAGGAAGACGAGUUGUUUUUUCAAGACGUUGAUAUAUUGCAGCAGCAUGGAAUCAACGUAGCUGAUAUAAAAAAGUUGAAAUCGUCAGGAAUAUGUACCAUAAAAGGUAUACAGAUGAUGACUAAGAAAAAACUAACGGCCAUUAAAGGAUUUUCAGAAGCUAAAGUGGACAAGAUAAAAGAAGCUUGUGUUAAAAUUUCGACCGUUGGAUUUGUAACGGCUUUGGAGGUUAGCGAAAGGCGCAAAAUGGUAUUCCGCGUGAGCACUGGAAGUCAAGAACUAGACAAACUUUUAGGUGGCGGAAUUGAAUCAAUGGCAAUCACAGAAGCUUUUGGAGAAUUUCGAACUGGCAAAACACAGUUAUCGCACACACUGUGUGUCACUGCCCAAAUGCCUGGUGCAAAUAAUUAUAACGGCGGAAAAGUUAUUUUUAUUGACACGGAACACACAUUCAGACCUGACCGGUUGAGGCCAAUUGCUGAACGAUUUAAUUUGGACCAGGUAGCUGUACUGGACAAUGUACUUUAUGCCCGCGCAUAUACUUCAGAACAUCAAUAUGAGUUAUUGGACUACGUAGCAGCUAAAUUUCAUGAAGAGGCCGGUGUAUUUAAAUUACUUAUAAUAGACUCAUCAAUGGCUUUAUUUCGAGUUGACUAUAGUGGCCGUGGUGAAUUGGCAGAUAGGCAACAAAAGUUGGCUCAGUUGAUGUCAAAGCUUCAAAAAAUAUCUGAAGAAUAUAAUGUGGCAGUUUUUAUUACAAAUCAAAUGACAUCAGAUCCUGGUGCCACAUUAUCAUUCCAAGCGGAUCCCAAGAAACCAAUAGGUGGUAACAUAAUGGCUCAUGCCUCUACAACUCGUCUAUCUCUUCGAAAAGGACGUGGUGAAACACGUAUAUGCAAAAUAUACGAUAGCCCAGAUUUACCAGAAAGUGAAGCAACAUUUGCAAUAACUACUGGUGGAAUUGCAGAUGCCAAAGAUUAGUAUUAAUGUAUAAUCAAAAGGUUCUAUUAUUUAUUUUAAAAAAACAUAGUUGUAUUAAAUCAUUCAAUAAUAUAUUUAUACCAUGCUCAAC
This is a messenger RNA of Ctenocephalides felis (cat flea), 1120 nucleotides long. RefSeq names its product meiotic recombination protein DMC1/LIM15 homolog. The transcript has 6 exons. Gene Ontology annotation, molecular function: DNA strand exchange activity; ATP binding; double-stranded DNA binding. Gene Ontology annotation, cellular component: condensed nuclear chromosome; nucleus. Bases 1 to 1029 code for a protein of 342 amino acids. Gene Ontology annotation, biological process: DNA recombinase assembly; DNA repair; reciprocal meiotic recombination. The record is from RefSeq and is a predicted model, not a curated record. NCBI's taxonomy places the organism in Eukaryota, Metazoa, Arthropoda, Insecta, Siphonaptera, Pulicidae.